Molecule: messenger RNA, 1026 nt
Organism: Impatiens glandulifera
Lineage: Eukaryota; Viridiplantae; Streptophyta; Magnoliopsida; Ericales; Balsaminaceae
Product: stress-response A/B barrel domain-containing protein UP3-like
Exons: 1
Coding region: 53-913 (286 amino acids)
Source: RefSeq, a predicted model, not a curated record
GAGCAAGUUGAGAGUGAGAGAGAUCCAUCACCAAACAAACAAACAAACCACAAUGUCCACUCUCACCUUUCCUCUAUCUAACUUGUACCAGUCACAGUCAAAAUCCCGAUCCUUUUCAACCUCAAUCUCACCAUCAAUGGUGUCAAACUUCUGUCUCAAAGCAAGCACAAACUUUCUAUCUUCAUCUUUUCCCUUCCUUCGCUCAUCACCCAUCAUCCAACGCCGCUCAAUCUCAUCAUCAUCUAUCAAAAUGUCUGCUCAGCAAAUCAUCGAACACAUCGUCCUCUUCAAGGUCAAACCCGAUACAGAUCCAUCCAAAAUCGACACCAUGAUCGGACGUCUCAACGGCCUCAUCUCUCUCGACUCCGUUCUCCACAUAUCGGCUACCCCACUACUCCGAACCCGCUCCUCAUCUCUCUCCUUCACCCACAUUCUCCACAGCCGUUACAGCUCCAAGGAGAAUCUCGCUGUCUACACCGACCAUCCUAGUCACGUCAGUGUUGUGACGGAAUCUGUGAGGCCGAUCUGCGAGGAUAUCAUGGCGGUCGAUUGGGUCUUCGAUGUUUCUAGCCAAUCGAUUAAACCUCAACCAGGGUCAGCGAUUAGGGCGACGUUUCUGAAGUUGAAGGAGGGUAAUUCAGGACAGAAAGAUGAGAUUUUGGGUGUGAUUGGAGGGAUUAAGGAGAAAGUUCCAUCUAUUGAUCAGAUUACUUAUGGGGAAAACUUCUCUCCGGCGAGGGCUAAAGGGUAUUCGAUUGCUUCAAUUGCUGUCUUUCCUUGUGUGAGUGAAUUGGAAGGGUUGGAUUCAGAUUCGGAGCUGGCGAAUGCUGAGAAGGAGAAGGUGAGAGAUUUGUUGGAGAGUGUUCUUGUUGUAGACUUUGUGGUUCCCCAUAGCCAAAAUGCUAGCCUUUGAUAAUAGUAGUAAAAUUGAGCUAUUAAAGCUGCAUUUUGAUUUCUUAAUGAAACUUGAAUAAUAAAACUGCAGAUGCUUUUGUGGGUUUUUAACCAGAUUUAUUAUUAGACUUU